UUUUACAGCACUGCCAGUAUCUUCUCUCUUUCCGUUUUUAUAUUUCAUGAUAAGGGAUUUUAACAUUGCGGACAAAGAAGAGGACAUUAGUUACUAUGCCGGCUUUGUGGGGUCUGCAUAUAUGAUUGGAAGAGCACUCUCAUCUGUCUUUUGGGGAGUUGUAGCUGAUCGAUAUGGUCGAAAACCAGUUAUUCUUUUGGGCACCUUAACGAUGGUCAUUUUCAACACUCUCUUUGGUUUUAGCGUCAACUAUUCGAUGGCUAUCAUUACAAGAUUUCUACUUGGCUUGUUCAAUGGGCUACUUGGAACAAUAAAGGCAUAUGCAUGUGAAAUUUUCCGCAAGGAACAUCAAGCUUUAGGAUUGUCAGCUGUUAGUACAGCAUGGGGGAUAGGGAUGGUUAUUGGGCCAGCUUUGGGAGGUUACCUAGCACAGCCUGCAGAGAGAUUUCCAAGUCUAGUUUCUCCGGAUUCUUUAUUUGGGAGAUUUCCAUACCUAUUGCCUUGCCUUUGCAUCUCUGCUUUCGCAUUUUUUGUGACCAUCGGUGCAUUAUGGAUUCCGGAAACUUUGCAUUUUCAUAAGAAAAACGAGUUGGAGUCUGCUUCAUCUUUUACCGAUAUGAAGGAAAAGAAAGGAGAAGGAAAAUAUUCAUCCGAAAUAAGUCUCCUUAGGAACUGGCCAUUAAUGUCUUCUAUCAUUAUCUAUUGUGUUUUUUCUCUUCACGACAUCACUUACACCGAGGUUUUCUCAUUGUGGGCAGUGAGUCCUAAGAGUUUAGGUGGCCUUAGCUACUCUACCGAUAAUAUUGGAACAAUUUUGUCCAUCUCAGGAAUGGGACUUCUCCUCUUCCAGACCACAUUAUAUCCGAUUGCGGAGAGGUUAUGUGGACCCAUCAUGGUUGCUCGUAUUUCAGGAAUUAUAUCCAUAACUAUACUCACAUGCUAUCCCUACAUAGCGUUGUUAUCCGGCUUCAUGCUCGCUGUCACAAUAAACGGUGCAUCCGUUGUGAAGAACGUUUUAUCGAUUUCCAUCAUAACCGGGACUUUUAUCUUGCAAAAUAAAGCCGUGGAACAACACCAAAGAGGUAUAGCUAAUGGAAUAGCCAUGACUCUGCAGUCGAUUUGCCAAGCAAUUGGUCCCGCAUGCGGAGGAGCAAUUUUGUCGUGGUCCCAAAAGAGACAGAAUGCAGCAUUUCUUCCAGGUGACCAAAUGAUCUUUUUCUUCUUGAAUGUAAUUGAGGGAAUUGGAGUUCUCCUUACGUUCAAACCGUUUUUAAUUUCAAAUCAUUACUGAAAGAUACAUGGGAAUCAAACUUGAACUGACACUCACGGAUUGAAUUAAAAAAUGCUAUUGUAAUAGCCCAUA
Erigeron canadensis is the source of this 1363-nucleotide messenger RNA. Its product is annotated as protein ZINC INDUCED FACILITATOR-LIKE 1-like. The record is from RefSeq and is a predicted model, not a curated record. Gene Ontology annotation, cellular component: plasma membrane; plant-type vacuole membrane. Bases 47 to 1291 code for a protein of 414 amino acids. The transcript is spliced from 16 exons. Gene Ontology annotation, molecular function: solute:potassium antiporter activity. NCBI's taxonomy places the organism in Eukaryota, Viridiplantae, Streptophyta, Magnoliopsida, Asterales, Asteraceae. Gene Ontology annotation, biological process: transmembrane transport; regulation of stomatal closure.